UCAAUAUGCACAGGUCAGGGGUCGCCGUUUGUUGUUUUCCUCUUCCUCCUGUGAUGUGUGUGAUAUUUUCGGGUUUUGAUAUAUAAAAACGUUCUUAGUCUGUAAAUAUCAUGGUGAUUUUUAUUUCAGUGCAGCAAGUUUAGUUGAAGAAGUGUGGGUUUCCGUUUGACUGUGAUGCAGCGCGUUGUUAGAAGGGUUUUUGUACAGUCCAGUUCCUUGUUCCGUACCGUGGUGGGAGGGGGGCGUGGUGUCAACAUGGCAGAGGGACAGAGAGCGAGACCCAGCUCGGACUUGGCGGCGUUCAGAGAACUGUUUGCCGCUGCCAGGAACAUCGUGGUGCUGUCAGGAGCCGGCAUCAGCGCGGAGAGCGGCGUGCCGACCUUCAGGGGAGCUGGGGGGUUCUGGAGGACAUGGCAAGCACAGGACCUGGCCACGCCAGAGGCGUUCCGUGCUAACCCGUCGCUGGUGUGGGAGUUCUACCACUACAGGAGGGAGGUCAUGCUCACCAAACUGCCCAAUGCCGGACACAUGGCCAUCGCAGAGUGUGAGCAGCGACUGGCCAAGCAGGGCCGCAGCCUCGUGGUCAUCACACAGAACAUAGAUGAGCUGCACAAGAGGGCUGGGUCAAAAAACAUCAUAGAACUGCAUGGUUGCCUGUUCAACACCCGAUGUACGCGGUGCGGCCAUGUUGAAGAGAACAGGAAGAGCCCCAUUGUUCUGUCACUGGCUGGGAAGGGUGCCCCUGACCCUGAUGCCCAGGAUGCCAGGAUACCUGAGGAAGAUCUGCCCAGAUGUGACCAUGGUGGCUGUGGUGGUCUUCUCCGGCCACAUGUGGUGUGGUUUGGGGAGUCUCUGGACCCUGACGUUCUGUCCAGGACUGACCGGGAGCUGGACAAGUGUGACCUGUGUCUCGUGGUUGGGACGUCCUCAGUGGUGUACCCAGCAGCUAUGUACGCUCCCAUGCUGGCCAGCAGAGGAAUCCCUGUGGCAGAGUUCAACAUAGAGGAGACCCCAGCUACACACCAGCUCGGGUUCCAUUUCCAUGGUCCAUCAGGAGAGUGGCUACCCAAGGCACUGGCACCCCACCACACAGAAACCACUCCCUAGUAGUGUUACUCUCACUGUCAGGGGCUAUUCACCUCUAACUCCAGUCACCAAUAGGAGCUCAGGAUUCUAAAUCAUUGUGAAAAUACAACCAAUAGGAGCUCAGUAUUCUCAAUCACUAUGAAAAUGCAACCAAUAGGAGCUCAGGAUUGUCAGUCACUUGAACAUGCAACCAAUAGGAGCUCAGGAUUUUCAAUCAUUAUGAAAAUACAACCAAUAGGAGCUCAGGAUUUUCAAUCAUUAUGAAAAUGCAACCAAUAGGAACUCAUGAUCCUCUGUCAUUAUGGAAACCAGUCAUCACAGCCACUAACACCAUGGUGACAGACAGUGCAAAGGCUAGGUGUGACAGUGCAGUAUACUAACCAGCUGCUGCCGUGCCGUGUGCCUCCAAAGCUGGUGUGUUACGCCAAAGGGUGGUAACUUAUACCGCCUCUACUUAAAAUUAUUCCAGAGCAGAAAUUGUGCAUAUUUAUCAACUAAUCAACUUUAAUUGUUUGAUUACGCAAACAGCAUAACCUGUACCCAUGUGGGAAAUGUGACCCCAGCAUUACACAAACUACGCAUGUAGAUUCCGAUUGGGCUACAUUGUUCAUUGACUAGAUUAUAUGGAUGACAUCCUCUGGGAAUUAAAAAACGGAUGAGAGUGACACUGUGCAAAAAAAUGAUAAAAAAACUAAGACCCUUUGCUGAAAUCUAAUUGUUUGGGAAGGUUACACAUUGAAAGUGGAAGACAAUUAUUAUUACAACCACACUCCACUGGAACAAUGAAUAUGCCUAUACUGUUAUCUAGAGAGAACAGAGAACAGAAGGUGGACACCGCUUUGUCGUAGAAUGUAAAAAAAAAUGCUGUAAAGAUAGACUUGUUAUAAGUCUCUGUACUCUCCAAGCAGAGGUUAUGGCUAUUUUUAAACGUUUUUUUUAGUCGUUUUUAUCAGGCUUUCUGUUUUGUAUUGUAUCUUAUAUUGUCAAAUCAAUACAAGCAUAACCUCUGCUUGGAGAGUAAAGUCUCUGUGCAUGUACAUUAAAAGUUUAGACAAACCUUUGAUUAUGAAAAUAUCUGUUCUAACUUACAUUUUUAUAAUAACAACGAAGUCAAGUUCAUUUAGAAUGCGUACAUAACAGCCAACAGAUUGAAUU
This is a messenger RNA of Branchiostoma floridae (Florida lancelet), 2241 nucleotides long. RefSeq names its product NAD-dependent protein deacylase sirtuin-5, mitochondrial-like. Gene Ontology annotation, molecular function: protein-malonyllysine demalonylase activity; NAD+ binding; protein-succinyllysine desuccinylase activity. The transcript has 7 exons. Lineage: Eukaryota; Metazoa; Chordata; Leptocardii; Amphioxiformes; Branchiostomatidae. The record is from RefSeq and is a predicted model, not a curated record. Bases 175 to 1107 code for a protein of 310 amino acids.